Cicer arietinum (chickpea) is the source of this 3802-nucleotide messenger RNA. NCBI's taxonomy places the organism in Eukaryota, Viridiplantae, Streptophyta, Magnoliopsida, Fabales, Fabaceae. The record is from RefSeq and is a predicted model, not a curated record.
AAUUAACCAACAAAAUUAUCAACUCUAAACUUUAGACUUCAGCUGAUGUACACUCAAGCAGCCACUUUAACUUCAUCUAAGUUCCAAGGAUAACCUUAUCCCAAAAUCUCAAACCCUUGCACCCCCCAACAAAAUUUCUUAACACUCCAUCACUACCCUAAUUCAAAUCAUGAACAAAUAAUGAAAUGAAUAAUUGGAGUUAUUUCAGCACAAGCUAGAGCUCCCAAUGACAUUUUGCAUCAUCUCUAACCACCAAAUCUUUAUGAAUAACCUAUCACCAUUUCAUCAUCACAAUCCCUUUUCUCUUCACAACCCAAAAACUCAAAUGCUACCCAAAAGCCUUUCACCCAUUUCAAUUUCACUUCCAAUACAAGACACUCAUUUUUUCCCUCCUUCUUCUAUUCAAUUUUCAUCCCCAAAAUUUUCUCCAUCUUUUCACCCUUUUGAUGUGUUGAGUAAAGAAAGAACUUUGAAUUCUGUUAAGGAAUUACAUACCCAGAUGAUAAAAAUGCCUAAAAAUGGAAACUUUACUACAAUGGAUGGAAGCAUGGUGAGAUACUAUUUGGAAUUUGGUGAUUUUGUGUCAGCAAUUAAGGUUUUCUUUGUGGGUUUUGCAAGAAAUUAUGUUCUAUGGAACUCUUUUUUGGCGGAAUUUGAAACUUUUGGAGGUGACCCGUUUGAGAUUAUAGUUGUGUUCAAUGAAUUGUGUAGUAAAGGAGUUGAAUUUGAUAGUAAAGCUCUCACUUUUGUUUUGAAAAUUUGUUUAUCUUUAAGGGAUUUGUGGGUUGGUUUGGAAAUUCAUGCUUGUUUGAUUAAAAAAGGUUUUCAUUUUGAUGUACAUUUGAGUUGUGCUUUGAUUAAUUUCUAUGAAAAGUGUUGGAGUAUAGAUAAGGCAAAUCAAGUGUUUCAUGAGACUUUAUAUCAAGAAGAUUUCUUGUGGAAUACGAUAGUUAUGGCAAAUUUGAGGAGUGAGAGGUGGGAGAAGGCCUUAGAACUUUUCUGUAGAAUGCAGAGAGCUUCUGCAAAAAUUACUAUUGGCACCAUUGUGAAGAUGUUGCAAGCAUGUGGAAAAUUAAGAGCUAUCAAUGAAGGGAAACAGAUUCAUGGGUAUGCUUUAAGAUUUGGACUACUUUCGAAUACUUUAGUUUGCAAUUCCAUAAUUAGUAUGUACUCUAGAAAUAGUAGACACAAACAAGCUAGAUCGGUUUUUGAUUCGAUGGAGGACCGUAACUUAUCGUCUUGGAAUUCGAUAAUUUCGAGUUACGCGGUUGAUGGUUGUUCGAACUAUGCAUUGGAUAAUAUCGUUAAAGAAAUGGAGAGUUCCAAUAUUAAACCAGACAUUAUAACAUGGAAUUCCGUUUUGUCGGGUUAUCUUCUUCGAGGAUCAUUUGAAAUGGUUCUAACUAGUUUCCGGAGUUUGCGUAGUGCAGGCUUCAAGCCAGAUUCGUGCUCGGUAACUAGUGCUCUACAAGCAAUUAUUGAAUUGGGUUUGUUUAAAUUAGGGAAAGAAAUCCAUGGUUACAUAAUGAGAAGUAAUCUUAACUAUGAUGUCUAUGUCUGUACUUCAUUGGUUGAUAUGUAUGUUAAGAAUGAUUGCUUAGAUAAGGCUAAGGCAGUGUUCAAUCAUGCAAAGAACAAAAACAAUUACGCUUGGAAUUCGUUGAUAUCGGGUUACUCCUUCAAGGGCAUGUUUGGUGAUGCUACAAAACUAUUGAGCCAGAUGGUGGAGGAAGGGACAACACCUGAUUUGGUGACAUGGAAUGGUUUGGUUUCAGGUUAUUCAAUGCGUGGCCAUAUCGAGGAAGCUUCGGCCAUUAUUGCCCGUAUCAAGAGUUCUGGAAUUACUCCUAAUGUGGUGUCUUGGACUGCUUUGAUAUCAGGUUGUUCUCAAAAUGAGAAGUACAUUGAUGCCCUAAAGAUUUUCAGCCAAAUGCAAGAAGAAAAUGUGAAACCUAACUCUACUACUGUUUGCAGCUUACUAUGUGCAUGUGCGGGCUCGUCGCUUUUGAAGAAAGGUGAAGAGAUACAUUGCUUUAGUAUGAAACUAGGGUUUGUGGAUGAUAUAUACAUUGCAACAGCACUCAUUGACAUGUAUUGUAAAGCAGGAAAAUUAAAAGUAGCUCAUAACGUUUUCAACAAAAUUCAACAGAAAACACUUCCAUGUUGGAAUUGCAUGAUGAUGGGAUAUGCCAUUCAUGGCUAUGGAGAAGAGGUAACGAUUCUUUAUGAGAAGAUGUGUGAAAAGUGUAUUAGACCUGAUGCUAUUACCUUCACAGCUCUUCUAUCCGGCUGCAAGAAUUCGGGUUUAGUCGAGGAAGGAUGGAAGUACUUUGACAGUAUGCAGGAAGAUUACAAUAUCGUUCCAACAAUUGAGCAUUACUGUUGCAUGGUUGACCUUCUUGGGAAGUUUGGUUUUCUUGAUGAAGCUUGGGAUUUCAUCAAAACUAUGCGGAUUAAGCCGGAUGCAAGUAUUUGGGGUGCUCUUCUUGCAUCCUGCAGAAUUCACAAAAAUAUUCAGCUAGCUGAGAUUGCGGCAAGGAUGCUUUUCAAGAUGGAACCAUAUAAUUCUGCUAAUUAUGUGUUGAUGAUGAAUUUGUAUUCGAGUUUAAACCGAUGGGAUGAUGUCGAGCGACUUCAGCGCUUGAUGACUGGCUUGGAGAUGAAAAGUCCACCUGUUUGGAGCUGGACACAAGUUAAUCAGACUAUUCAUGUGUUUUCUACGGAAGGGAAGCCGCAUACAGAAGAAGGGAGAAUAUAUUUCGAGUUAUAUCAAUUAAUUUCCGAAAUACGAAAGCUGGGAUAUGUACCUGAUCUCAAUUGUGUAUGUCAGAACAUUGAUGACAAUGAGAAAGAGAAGGUUCUUAUGAGUCACACUGAGAAGUUGGCAAUGGCAUAUGGAGUGAUGAAAGUAAAAGGUGGAUCACCAAUUAGGAUUGUUAAGAACACAAGAAUUUGUCAUGACUGUCAUAUGGUAGCAAAGUACAUUUCUUUGGCUCGAAAACGCGAGAUUUUCGUUAGAGAUGGUGGCCGUUUUCACCAUUUUAAAAAUGGAACCUGUGCUUGUAAUGAUCGAUGGUAAUGAGAGACGCAGGAAAAAACUUGGAACGUUUCUUUUUUCCCUAUUAUGCUCUUGUUGAGGAUGAACUUUGACGCAGUGGUAAGGUCGAUAUCUUGUGACAGGAAAGUUAUGGAUUCAAAUCUUGAAAGCGACCUCUCUUAUUGAGUUCGAGAAGAGUGAUCCAAUACACGAUACUCCUACUUGAUGGAAUCUGGGAGAGAACAUGCACAACAAAUCUUCAAAUCUUGGUGCAUUGGUAAAGUUGCGUAUGUUAGUCUCCCUCUCCAGAAUCCAUUUGGUAGGUGCCUCGUGCCUUGAACCACGAUUUUUGUUAUGCUCUUGUUUUGUCAACCGAAGGAGUGUGUUGAUGAAGAGAACAAAAUACUAAAUCAAGGAAUGACUAUGUUACAUUGAAAUACACUUCUGCUUAAAUUGCAAUCUUCACCUUAUGUAGUUCACUUAAAUUGCAAUCUGCAAGUCAUAGAAUGAAAAAGUUGGAACAGAUGCAUCAUUUGUUGGGGAUCAGCAUGGUCACCAUCAACAUGAAGAAAGAUACAAUGCAAGUUAAAUUACCAACUGUUGAGAUAUACUUGAAAUUAUGUUAUAGAUUUAGUCAUUUAGAUUUGAUGCUGAUCUUAAUUCCCAAUCAAGGGAUUUGAUUGUACAUAUUGAUUAGUUUAAAUAAACACAUUGAGAGUUGUUCUCUCAAGUCAUUCAAAUCAAUUCAGGUCCCUUUUCAAGUUA